CAAAAACAGACUUUAAAAGCUGCGUGGAGUGAUGAUGAUGAGGACACUUUGUCGAAUACAUUAGCUCGGUAUGUUAGUUAUUGUUUUUAUCUUUAGACCUCCACGAGCACUAGAUAUAUUUGCGAGCAAAGUGAAUAAGGAAUGCUUAGAUGAUGCCUCGGACGAUGAUAGCUGUGUUGUAGCUCGAAAAUCUGCUGCUUUCAACCUAGAAGAAGUCAGUUCAUUACCUUACGGAAAGGAAAUUGGAGUGAGAAGACUUUAUGAUGCCAACCGUGAGAGGAGAUCCAUGGCUUCUCUCGUAGCAACAGAAUUCAAUGCACAUUAUCGCAUGCUUUUGACCGCAAGCGUCGAUAGCACUAUGGCAUUUUUCAAGGUUGAUGGUCUUGAAAAUGCACUUUUAAGAGACCGUGUAUAUGAAAAUUUCUCAAUUUCCUCAGCUAAAUUUACAGCAUGUGGUGACAAGGUUAUUUUCACUGGAAAUACCGGUUCUUUCCGAAUGUACAAUUUAGAAACUGGGAGUGAAAGUCGUGCAAGGCGGUUCAUUGGUAUGCCUUAUGAUGAAGUAAUCAAUAAGUGUGCAGUUUCACUGGCUUCUCCAAAUUUUGCUGCUCUUGGAACAAAUGGUAGUACAGUAUACUUAGCUGAUUUACGGAGUUUGGAAAAGGUCGCAUUCAUGCGCGGUAGCGGUAUGAUCAAUUCACUUUGUUUCGCUCAAGAGGGAACAUUUCUACAUACUUAUGGAGCUGAAGGUUCCGUGUAUGUCUUUGAUCUGCGCAGUAAUAAAGCUAGAAUUAUUCAUCACUGGUUUGAUCAAGCUAGUACAAAUGGCUUAUCUAUUGCCGCCUCACCUAAUUCUCAAUGGAUAGCUUGUGGAUCAGACAGUGGUUAUGUCAAUGUCUACAAAUGGAAUUCUACAAUGAAUACACAUAAUCCAGAGCCUGAAAAGGCGAUAGACAAUCUAGUCACUGGAGUGGAUUCUUUAUGUUUCCAUCCAUCAAAUGAAAUGCUUUGUCUUGCUUCAUCACAACGUCCAGACGCUAUUCGAUUGUAUCAUGUCAACGAAGGUCUUAUUUUUGAAAACUUCCCUGUUCGAGUUGGUGCUUUAAAGAAACCGACAUCGGUUGGAUUUAGUCCUGGUGGUCGAUUUAUGUGCGUUGGACAAUGUGAUGGUCGAGCAGCUCUUUAUGCAUUUAGUCAUUUCAAGGAAUAUUGAUUUUUCACUCAAAAUUAUUUGUACAUAAAAAAAGCACUUUAUUAAUUUCGAGGAUUGGUCUAUUUUCCACACAGUAUAUAUAUAUACUCCAUUUCUUGAGACAAUUGUCAAGCAAAUAUCACUUAACUAUAA
Messenger RNA from Trichobilharzia szidati, 1345 nucleotides. NCBI's taxonomy places the organism in Eukaryota, Metazoa, Platyhelminthes, Trematoda, Strigeidida, Schistosomatidae. The record is from the annotation of a GenBank genome assembly.